CGAAAUUCCUGGCGGGCGGGGGGAGGAGGAGGAGGAGGUGGUGGAGGAGGGCGGCUCGGAGCCACGGCCGCUCGCCCCUGGCAGGGACCCUGCGUGCUGUGGCGGCGGCCGGCGCGGAGCCAGACCCCCGGGGGGCGCCGUGCGGGCGGGCUGAGGGCCACUCGCCGCCUCCUCGGACGCUCGCAGCACCGGGAGCCGCGCCGUCCCCGGGACUCCCUCCCCGGGCGGAGAGGGGGAGAAUGACGGAGCUCCAGUCCGCCCUGUUACUGCGGAGACAACUGGCAGAGCUCAACAAAAAUCCAGUGGAAGGCUUUUCAGCGGGCUUAAUAGAUGACAAUGAUCUUUAUCGAUGGGAAGUCCUUAUUAUUGGUCCUCCAGAUACACUAUAUGAAGGUGGUGUUUUCAAGGCUCAUCUUACUUUUCCAAAAGACUAUCCACUGAGGCCACCAAAAAUGAAGUUCAUCACAGAAAUCUGGCAUCCGAAUGUUGACAAGAAUGGUGAUGUCUGCAUUUCAAUUCUUCAUGAGCCUGGAGAAGACAAAUAUGGCUAUGAAAAACCUGAGGAACGCUGGCUUCCUAUUCACACAGUGGAAACUAUAAUGAUUAGUGUAAUUUCUAUGCUGGCAGAUCCCAAUGGUGAUUCUCCUGCUAAUGUUGAUGCAGCGAAAGAAUGGAGAGAAGACAGAAAUGGAGAAUUUAAAAGAAAAGUUGCCCGCUGUGUAAGAAAAAGCCAAGAAACUGCUUUUGAGUGACACUUAUUCAGCAGCUAGUAGCUUCACUUUUUCAGGGUCUCCAAUUGAGAAACAUGGCACUGUUUUUUUCCUGCACUCUACCCACCUAUUGCUGGACUUCUGUUGUUACGAGUUGGCAAACACUGGCUGGAACUGGGCUGCAAUAAAACAUGCCAGUUAUCAAUGCUGACAAGAGCCUAACAAGUGCCAACACAAGAUGAUUACGCAUUUUGAAAUCUAAUGAACUGCUUUAACCUUCAGGAAGAAUUGUAAAGAUGUGUACAUAGCACAACAUGAUCCGGAUAAUAUAUAUACUGUUCAUGUACAUCCACAAAUACACAUUGUACCAAAUAAUGCUGUCUGUAGUUAGGAAUAGAAUCGUGUAAAUUCUAAAGAUUUUAGCAGGUUUUUCUUUCCCUACUCAUUGUUUCCUAUCAGUUUAAAAAAAUCGAAACAACAAACAACAACUUGUGAAGCAUGUCAGACUAAAACCAAUUAGGAUUAAAGUCUUUUUUCCACUUUAAUUUUCCUUUGACCCACUGAGGCUUAAUUAAAAUCUCUUGCUUAUUGAAGUUUAGUAUCUCUUUUGUUUUUUGGAAAUGUGCUCCCUUUUAUUCCCUCAUCAGAACUUAAAAUUUUCCUAAUUAAACCUGAAGGGAUUUGCUAUCAAUUACUUGUGUCUUCUUUUAUGAUGACCUUUGUAGUCUCAAAGGUGCUCUUUUUUCCUUCAACCCUCUUUUUUUAAAAAAACAAAACAAAACAAAAACAAAAAACCCAAUUGCACAUGCUUCUUGAAUUGGGUAUAGCAAUAAAACUGGCCAUGGAGCACCCUUGAGCAGCCUGCUGGGUUUUUCCCUUCCAAGGGACUUAAGUGUUUUCAUUUGGAAGUUGAAUUGACUAAGUUAGUCCAAGAUGGGAUGAGCUGCUUUUUUUUAAUGGGUGACUUUUUUUUUUUUUUUGCCUUUUGCAUUGCCUGUUUGUGGGGUGGGGUGUGUGAGGGAGACUUGUUUUAUCUCAAGGUUGAAUUCAAGCAUGCGCAUCUGUAGGCUUUCAAAUGACUAACUUCUGGGUUUGGUAUCAAAAAUAGUUUUCUCCUUAUCCCUUUUCUCUCUUCUGUGGCCCUUCAUAUUCUUUGCCUUCUACUUCAGAGUUUCCUCACCUAAUGUACAAAGAAAAUUGCGAUGUAUAUUUUCAUGUAAUUUGAUUUUUUGGAAUUCUGUCACCUUCUGUAGUGAGUUCUUCCAAAAUAUAAUUUUUUCCAAU
Molecule: messenger RNA, 1994 nt
Organism: Cygnus olor (mute swan)
Lineage: Eukaryota; Metazoa; Chordata; Aves; Anseriformes; Anatidae
Gene: UBE2G1
Product: ubiquitin conjugating enzyme E2 G1
Exons: 6
Coding region: 240-752 (170 amino acids)
Biological process (GO): proteasome-mediated ubiquitin-dependent protein catabolic process; protein polyubiquitination
Molecular function (GO): ubiquitin conjugating enzyme activity
Source: RefSeq, a predicted model, not a curated record